This is a messenger RNA of Striga asiatica, 1959 nucleotides long. The record is from the annotation of a GenBank genome assembly. Lineage: Eukaryota; Viridiplantae; Streptophyta; Magnoliopsida; Lamiales; Orobanchaceae.
AUGGAGAAUAACAAUAUUGAUGAUGAUACUGUUACUAAUAAUAAUAAUAAUCAUAAUUCAGCUUCAGAUUAUGAUUGGAGAGAAAGGUCAUCAGAAUCAGCUUCAACUUCGUGUCAAUUCCCGCCAGGUUACCGAUUCAUGCCCACCGACCAAGAGCUCGUUUUAGAAUACUUGGCAAAGAAAGUCAACAAUCAGCCAAUUCCAGUUGCCGAGAUUAAUGAAGUUGAGCUCUACAAAUACAGUCCCGUUUACCUCUCUGGCGACCUCGCGACCUCACGACCUCACGUGACCUCACAACCUCAGGCGACCGCACGACCUCACGGGACCUCAUGGAUCUGCCACUUUCGGUUGCCUUUUAUAAACUUGUUCUCGGUCAAUUACAACUUGGGGGAUUUAUGCUUCCGUGGAACUUCAAUUGAGGACCUUUGUUUGGAUUUCUCCAUCCCAGGCUACCCUGAGUAUAUCCUGAAACCGGGCAGUGAGAAUGUGGAUAUAAGUAAUUUGGGAGAUUAUGUUUUCUUUGUGGUAGAUGCUACUGUAGUAACUGGAAUCUUGCGGCAAAAAGAAAUUGUGAAGAUUUAUAAUUCUCUGGUGUUUGACAUUGCAAGUCUACAAAUAUUUUCUCCUGAUGAGUUCGACUACCUGUUGUGUGGCAGCAGAGAGUUAUGGAAGUCCCUGGUAGAUCACAUUAAGUUCGACCAUGGAUAUACUUCUAAGAGUCCUGCUAUACUCAAUCUUCUUGAGAUUAUUUGCGAGUUCACUCCCGAGCAACAACGUGCAUUCUGUCAAUUUGUGACUGGUGCCCCUCGGCUUCCACCAGGUGGUCUGGCUGUGCUCAAUCCCAAGUUGACUAUUGUUAGAAAGUUCGCAGCAAAUAAUGGUACUGGCCCGUCGGAAUCCGCUGAUGAUGAUUUACCAAGUUUGAUGACAUGUGCCAAUUAUUUGAAGUUCCACCAUAUUCAUCUAAGAAAGAGGGGUAAUUGCCUUUUGUUGAAAGAAAAAGAUGGUCCCCUUUCAUAUAUUCCGCUACGUGCCACCAUGCAUCAGAUUGUUGCAGAAGUGUCAGUGAGAGGAAUAUUUUUAAGCGGGGCAAAAUUCGAGGAUCUGUGUACGUCUAGCGGACUUUAUCCUCAACUUGGAGAUCAAGAGUGGUACUUUUUCACUCCACGCGAUAGAAAGUACCCAAACGGAAGUCGGCCCACGCGUUCGGUUAACGGAAUAGGGUAUUGGAAGACCACUGGUGCCGAUAAAUUAAUCAUGUGGAAAGGUGAACUUGUGGGAAGGAAGAAGGUUUUGGUUUUCUAUCAAGGCAAACCUAAAAGUGGAAACGAAAGAAAGAGCAAUUGGAUCAUGCAUGAGUACAAGCUUAAUGCUCCUUCCAAAAGCCCCGGUUCCAAUAACAUGAGGUUGGAUGAUUGGGUGUUGUGCCGAAUAUACGAAAAGAUAGAAAGGGCUCCGAAAAGAAAACCGAAAGAUGUAAACGAUGAGGAAGAAGAAGAAAAUGAAGACAACAACAGCAAUAACAACAUUAACAACGAGAGUAGCAACAAUAUUGUUGAACUCCCCAACAACAAUAUCUUUUGCGAAAGCCAAGAUCACAUGUUGAUGAUGGAUAAAUAUCAGCAGCCUUCUUCGUUUAUAAAUAAUCCAGCACUUAUUCCUAAUCCCACACCCAUUGAUGUUAGCUGUUUUUAUGGUCUGAAUAGUCUUUACUAUGAUCCUCAGUACCACCACCUCGUCAGUCAGCCACAGUUGAUGUGGAAUUCUCGAUGCCAGCUGCCAGAUUUUGAUUGGACCUUUGGAAGUAGGAAUAGUAAUAAUAAUAAUAAUAAUAAUCUACAGCCUUUUCCUUUUGAUGCCGAUGUCGAUGAUAGUUUCAGCAUCGAUGAUUACUUGAGAGCGGCCGCGGAAGAGGGCACUUCGGAUGAUCAAAAAUUGGGGUCUAAGAGAAAGAAAAAU